Molecule: messenger RNA, 1432 nt
Organism: Monomorium pharaonis (pharaoh ant)
Lineage: Eukaryota; Metazoa; Arthropoda; Insecta; Hymenoptera; Formicidae
Gene: zuc
Product: mitochondrial cardiolipin hydrolase
Exons: 4
Coding region: 711-1358 (215 amino acids)
Biological process (GO): piRNA processing
Cellular component (GO): mitochondrion
Molecular function (GO): RNA endonuclease activity producing 5'-phosphomonoesters, hydrolytic mechanism
Source: RefSeq, a predicted model, not a curated record
UUUUGGAGACUAUUUUUAAAUGAUAGAGCUGUCUCUCUUUUUUCUGUCCAAAAUUUUGAAGGCGUGCGUAUCGAAGUGAAAUUCACGGAAACUCAUAAUACGACAAUCGAUGUAUCGAACGACCGCUGUGCGAGGACGAAUCAUCGCGUUGAUUCACUGACACUUAAAAUGGAAUAACCAAGAUGGCAAGGCCAAUCAGAUUCAGUGUCGUUUUCUCUUUCACUCGUUUAGCUGCCACGUGAAAAAAGAAAGACAGAAAUAAAGAAAUAAACAAGUUAUUAUCUCACAAUCCACCGUUUAUUUAUUUCGCUCCAUGAAAUUAUAGUUAGAAAUAAUUAGGAAGUGUUGAUACAACUGAGAUAUCGUUUCUUUGAUAUAAUGUUAUUGUUUGUGGUUAUAAUAUCAGUUUUGCCCAUAAAAUAAUUCUGGUUUGCUUUUUAUGUUAAUUACAAUAUUGGUUGAGGCAACUCGUAGCGAGGUUUUCUUUUGAACUGAUGUAACAGAUUUAGUCAACUGGGAAUUUAUUUGUUCGUGAUAUUUGUGUGUAUUUUAUUAAACAUAUUUGAGGCUUUGUAUGAUAAAAGAGUAUUAGAUAUUAUAAAUUAAAAUUUUAGAAUCAGUUUUCUCAAUAAAAAUAUUAGAAAUAACACAAUGGAUAUGAGUAAAAUAGAUCAUUAAAGAUUUCCAACGUGCUUAACUCAGAUCUUAAAAUGAUGAAGAGAAUUGUCAUUGUAACAAUUUCUGGUGUCCUCGUAACAGAAGUGAUAUGGCAGUUGUACAAGAAAUAUAGACAUUCCCAAAAGAAAAUGAUAAAUACUUCCAAUGGCUGUACAAAGCAACUUUCUAAAAACUCGGGAAAGAAAAUCUUAGAAGUCCUGUUCUUUUCAAAAGACAGCAGUUUGUGUCGAUUUCAUCUUAAAAGCAUGAAACCAUGUGCAAAGCUAAAUUGUCCAGUAGCACAUUUAAAGAGGAUUAUAGAUUAUUUGGAUUCUGCAACUGCUACUUUGGACAUAUGUAUAUAUUUCUUUACGUUCUCAGAUUUAGCAGAUACAAUUAUAAGGGCCAAAAAGCGAAAUGUUGUUGUAAGGAUAAUAUUAGAUGAAUCUAUGUCACAAAAUGAUAGAAGCCAAAUAAUAAACUUUUAUAAAGAAGGCAUUAAACCAAGAUCAAAAAGCUUAGAUGUUUUGGUACAUCAUAAAUUUGUUAUUAUUGACAAUAACAUUUUAAUAUCAGGCAGUAUAAACUGGACCACUUCAGCAUUUUUUGGAAACUUUGAGAACAUGAUAAUAACUAAUGAAUCAGCUAUAGUUAAACCAUUUAUAAGUGAAUUUGAAAACAUAUGGACGAUGAUGCAAUAACUACAAAAACUGAUUCUAAGGACUUAAAUAAACAUUAAUAGUUUAUUUAGAUAUUAAACUUGUUUUUAAAUUAA